This is a messenger RNA of Drosophila ficusphila, 441 nucleotides long. It is a transcript of the gene Tfb5, whose product is annotated as general transcription factor IIH subunit 5. The record is from RefSeq and is a predicted model, not a curated record. The transcript has 2 exons. Gene Ontology annotation, biological process: nucleotide-excision repair, preincision complex assembly; nucleotide-excision repair; transcription by RNA polymerase II. NCBI's taxonomy places the organism in Eukaryota, Metazoa, Arthropoda, Insecta, Diptera, Drosophilidae. Gene Ontology annotation, cellular component: transcription factor TFIIH holo complex; transcription factor TFIIH core complex. Bases 95 to 316 code for a protein of 73 amino acids.
UGUUCAUUGUGUCGGCGUUUCGCGGUGAGUGUCGGCGUGCAGGCCUUAAAAUUGGCAAGUUGUUUUCAUUUUUCGGCUAACAAAUGCUGGCAACAUGGUAAAUGUUAUGAAAGGAGUGCUGGUGGAGUGUGAUCCUGCUAUGAAACAAUUCCUUUUGCACUUGGACGAAAAAUUGGCUCUGGGUCGCAAAUUUAUUAUCCAAGAUCUGGACGAGAAUCAUUUGUUUAUCUCGACGGACAUUGUGGAAGUUCUUCAAGCACGAGUUGAUGAUUUAAUGGAUCGGAUAAGCUUCCCGCUUCACGAUAAGGACGCUUAGAAAACAACAAAAACAGUAAACAAUAGACAACCAUGACAGGUCGCGAGUCCCAUCGCAUUAAAGAUGCCGAGAAGAAGCGUGUUCUGGAUGCCACCGCCCGACAAAGGCGGGCCCGCAAGGCUCUG